AUGUAUUCGUUGGACCAGAAAUCUGGCAUUCGCACAUCUGAACCAGGGAAACUGCACAGCCUGUACGUUGAGGAUAUCAAUGCGCCUUCGUUGGCGCAGAGGGACUGGCGGCGAACCGACAAUUACUUUUCCGGCUCGCGAGAUGACGCCGACCGUGUGCUCCGCGAUAUGACAUCGGCUUUAGAUCACGUUCACGGCGAAGGCGUGGGCCACAACGACAUCAAACCAGGAAACAUUCUUUAUAGCACUUCCCGCGGCGCUGUCCUCAUCGACUUUGGUCUUAGCAGUGACGGCGAACAGGAUUCCGCCAGGGUCGGUAUGGCGGGCCCGCCUUGGUAUAUCCCGCCAGAGUUUUCAACAGGCAGGCGCAGCCGCGGUUUCCCGGGCGAUGUGUGGGCAUUGGGCGUUGUAAUGCUGUUCCUCUACCAGGUGCUACCACUCCCAGAGAGAACCACUGAAUGGAGGAUUGCGGAAGUGGGUGGUCCGAACCACAAAGCCCUUGCUCGCAUGCUGGAAUGGAUAGAAACGACGAAGCGUGCCAGGACCAAGCUUGGCCAUACCGCGACGGAUGAAAUCAUCCGCAAAAUGACUGAGAUCAACCCUGUUAGCCGUGUGGGGAUCCGUGGGGUUGUUGAGGCUUUGGAGUCUUGGAAAUAG
Molecule: messenger RNA, 657 nt
Organism: Pyricularia pennisetigena
Lineage: Eukaryota; Fungi; Ascomycota; Sordariomycetes; Magnaporthales; Pyriculariaceae
Exons: 1
Coding region: 1-657 (218 amino acids)
Biological process (GO): intracellular signal transduction; protein phosphorylation
Cellular component (GO): cytoplasm
Molecular function (GO): ATP binding; protein serine/threonine kinase activity
Source: RefSeq, a predicted model, not a curated record